Messenger RNA from Plasmodium inui San Antonio 1, 1260 nucleotides. RefSeq lists its product as hypothetical. Gene Ontology annotation, cellular component: Golgi apparatus. The record is from RefSeq and is a predicted model, not a curated record. Bases 1 to 1260 code for a protein of 419 amino acids. The transcript has 2 exons. Gene Ontology annotation, molecular function: antiporter activity. NCBI's taxonomy places the organism in Eukaryota, Apicomplexa, Aconoidasida, Haemosporida, Plasmodiidae.
AUGACCGAAUCGGCAUAUCAGCACAUCAGCCGAUCAGCACGUCAGCCCAUCAGCACGUCAGCCCAUCAGCACAUCAGCUCAUCAGCACGUCAGCCCAUCAGCACAUCAGCUCAUCAGCACAUCAGCUCAUCAGCACAUCAGCUCAUCAGCACAUCAGCUCAUCAGCACAUCAGCUCAUCAGCACGUCAGCCCAUCAGCUCAUCAGCACAUCAACACAUCACCGCAAUGAAAGACACCGGGAAAAAUGAGUACGGAACCUUCCCCAUAACGAUCAACGAAGGGCACUCAGACCAGGUGGGAGAAAAGAAGUUGCUGGGCGGAGGGAUCUAUUCGCGUGUGCUGGAGCGAGCCAAGCUGAUGUGUCUCUUCCUGACGUGGUACGCCCUGAACAUACUAUACAAUGUGGAUAAUAAGAUAGCCCUUAACAUGACGAAGCUUCCCUGGUUUAUCAGCUCUGUGCAGUUAUUCUCAGGAUGGAUUUUUAUUUUUAUGUAUUGGUUGACAGGCUACAAGAAGCCUCCAAGAAUAUAUACCUACGAUUUGUUUUUAAAGAGCAUAGGGAUCCAGAGUUUCUGUCACAUCAUGGUUCACUUCGGUGCCGUCGUGUCCAUGUCAUCAACAACGGUAUCCUUCACUCACGUGGUGAAAGCAUGUGAACCUGUUUUUACUGCUCUACUAUCCAUCGUAUUCCUAAAGCAGUAUAUGAAGAUAAACAAAUAUCUCACCCUACUAAUCAUUGUCGGAGGAGUUAUCUGUGCAUCCGUUAAGGAACUCCACUUCACAUGGCUCUCCUUCUGGUGUGCUACCAUCUCCAAUUUGGGAUCUUCCAUGAGAUCCAUUUUUGCUAAGAAGAUGAUGACACAGAAAUCUCUAAUUGGAGAAAACCUUAACGCUUCCAACAUUUAUGCUAUGAUUACUAUCUUCUCAGCUCUCAUGUCUUUACCUCUGGUAAUCAUUUUCGAGGGAAAGGCCUCAUACAACUUCAUCGUCAACUAUCAGAAUGUCACUCUAAAUAAUUACACAUACAGGGAGAUAAUCACGAAGAUCUUUCUCAGUGGCAUUUGGUACUACCUAAACAAUGAAGUUGCUUUUAUGUGCCUGGAGAAAGUCAACCAAGUCACUCACGCCGUGGCCAACUCGAUUAAGCGCGUCGUCAUCAUCGUGUCAUCGAUUAUAAUCUUCCAGACGCAAAUCACCUUGCUGGGCGCCUUCGGCUCGGCCGUCGCCAUCACGGGCGCCUUCCUCUACUCCGUCAUCUGA